CGAAAUAUUUCCAAUUGUUGCCAUUAAUCUUCGUUCUUCACUUCAACCGCGCAUUCAUUGAUUUCCCUCCGUAUCUAAGCUUCCGUUACAAGUUUUUCACCUUUUGUUUGAAUUUUUGAAAAUUUCAGGCUUUGAUUCGCAUUUAUUUGCUUGGAGAAUGUGGAGGUGUUUCGCACUUCAAUCCCUGAUUCUGCCUUACUUUUGCUGUGAUCGCCUUCUUCUCUAAUUCGAAUUCUUUAUGCUUUAAUUACGCGUAGCUGGUUUGAGCUGGAAGCUUGAAUUCAUCAAUCGAACUCGUUGGUUUUUCUCGCUGUCGAUGCUUUCAAUCAUUUUGCGAUUAGGGUUUCGGUUGUAAAAAGGAUUGCUAAUCUGAGUAAAUGCAUGAAAAAUCACAGAAAUAGAAGGUUUUGCAAGGUUGUCUGAUUUUUGUUGAGUUGAUAUGUCGGGACCUGAAUUCAACCCGGUUCCUGGAGAAUUCGGAGUUACGUUCGUUCUCAAGGAUUUUAUCGCUGAUCCUGUCUUAUCUUAUGGAAAGUGUUGUUGCCCCAAAUUGUUUAUGCGAAUUUUAUGUUUUUUUUUUAUAGCAGGAUCGAAGUUUUCUAGUCAUUGAUUAUACUGCUUUUAUCUGAGGAAGAUCAUGGUACUGGUAACUUUGCGGAUUUAUAUUCGGCGGCUCGUGUUAUGAGGGUAUUCGGGCUUACGUUUGUGUUUUGAUGGAGAGUUAUUGUAUUGUCCUCCACCGAAUGAGAAAUGGAUCCAAGGGAAGAAGUUUUUGUAACGGACAGAGAUAGGCAGGAAGGCAUUUUGGUUGUUUGUCGUAAAGACGAAGUGAGAGGAUACCUGAAGGUAGAGGAUGAUGUGGGUGACGGCAGAGGAAGUGUUGCUUAUGGACCCAAAAAUAAAGAUGAAUCGAGAACGCCGAGUAAGGAUGAAAUAGAACAUGUACGUUACACAUUGGGUACGAGUGAAAAAGAGAAUGAAGGUGGGUCACCAUGGAGAGAUGAACUGAAUCCAAGUGAUGGGGAAGUCGAAUGGAGUACUUCAGCGAAGGAUGAGGAAAAUGACUAUCUGGAGACACAUGGGAAGGAAGAUGAAAGAGACACAUCGAGUUCAUGUGAAAAAGAUGAUCAACAAAAUACAUCGACAAAAAAUGAAAGUUAUUCCUUGGAUGUAGGUGCAAAGGAAGAUGAACAUGAUUGUUUGAACACGGAUGGAGAAAAGGAUGGAUGGGAUGCCUCCACAAAGAGGGACAUCGAAGAACAUAGAUUGGAUGCAUUCGAAUGUUUUGAGAAAGAAGUCGAGUGGAACUCUCUUAAGCAACACGAAGGGAAAGAAUCAAAUGAUGCUUUGGAGAGGGUAAGAAGGGAAGAAGGAGGUACUCUGUUGUGGAGCGAUGGAAAACAACGACACAGUUUUACAUCAAGGGAUAAAAAAGAAACUUACCCAGGUUUCCUGGAGAGGGACAAUGAGGAAGAUGACCCGAAUGCUCUUAGGAGAGAGAUUGAAGAAGUGAGAACACAAAUGCCAAAUUGUCAAACUGUAGAAAACGAAUUCCAUAACCUGAAGAGGGAUGGAAGAGAAGAAGAUUUGAUUGUGAAUGAAAACGAGGAUGAGAACAGAGUAUUUGAAAAGGAUGGUGAGAAUGAUCCGAGUUUGAGUUUGAAGGACAAGGAUGAUGAACAAGUGAGUCCUAGGAAUGAGACAAAAGUAAGUGAACAAAGUGUCAGAAAGCCGGAGACUCCAGUAGAAACUGGAGAGCAAGACCUGUCUUCAUCUGUAUCAGGCGCAGUUAGAGUAGCCCGAGGGGCAUUUCAAAACAUAUACUUUUCUGGACCAGUCUUACCACAGCCACCCACGCUGAUACACAGGCGCACCCAAAGUGAGACUGGGACCCCUGGACUCAGGCGCACAAACAGUUUCCAGAGAUUGAAAACGCAGAUGCAGAAGGCAUGGCGUGGGGUCAGCAAUCUGCGAGAGGAUAGUAGGCCAAGUUUCAACCCUGAGGUACUAGCAGACCAGAAAAGACAGUGGUACCAGCUACACUCUUCCAAAGCUCUGGAUCGAAAAAAAUUUAAGGAGCCAACCUCACUUUUCGAACAUUUUAUCAUCGUCGGGCUUCGUCCUGAAACAAAUUUGGAGGCGGUGGAGCAGGCAUUCCAUAGAAGGAAGAAAUGGGAGAUGGAGAUGUCAAGGUACGAAGUGGCAGAUUACAAAAUUCUCCGUCACCGUGGGCCUCAACUACCUAUACUGGAGCCUCAGAUCCUUUUUAGAUAUCCCCCUGGAAAACUAAUGGCUAUGCGUCCAAAGGAUCUAGCAACUUUCUGUUUUCCUGGUGGUGUCAAGGCACGGCUCUUGGAGAGGACACCAUCGCUAAGUGAUCUAAACGAGCUUGUGUAUGGACAGGAACAUCUAGGGACAGAUGAUUCGUCAUUUAUAUUUUCAUUCAAGGUGGCAAAUGAUUCAACCCUCUAUGGCGUUUGCUUGCAUGUCUCCGAGAUUGUUCAAAGGCCACCUGGUGUAUUAAGUACUUCAUCACCCUUGCAUUCACGUGGAGCAGGCAGUCGUUUUUUGGUUUCUGCACCUCGAUGCUAUUGCUUGCUAACCCGAGUUCCUUUUUUCGAAUUACACUUUGAGAUGUUAAACAGUAUGAUUGCACAGGAGCGUCUGAAGCGGAUAACUGACUUUGUUAGUGAGAUGUCCAUUGCUGCUUCAUGUUGCACUCCAUCACCUUCCAGGCCAAAGCAUCAGGCCAAUGGAAAUGCCGAUUCACCUGUCAGAAAUCCCAAUGAUUGGAUGGAUUCUGCCAUACCAGUUGACAGUGUCAUAGCACUCACGGCUGCUGCAGCGGGAUUUAUAUCUGAUGAUGACAUUGCAGUGUCUUCUCAGAAGAUAGUUGAACCUUGGUCUCCUGACAGUGUCACUAAUGGUUCUUCGGAUGCAAUUCAUGCCAAGGAAAUAGAAAGAGAUGGGAGAAAGGGUUCUCAAUGUUAUGAUGAUAAUUCCUCUGAAGCUUCUGAGACCCGCUUGGAUAUUCCCGAGAAAAUGUACAAAGACUCUGAAAAUGGUCACACUUCUCCAGAGGUUAAAUUGUCUGAUUCUAGGAUCCAGCCCAUGGAGGGUAUUGUAAGCGCUGAUUCCAUGUUCAGUUCAGUUAGAAGCGUGUUGUCGGAUGAGGUUGAUGAUGGCGGUUUAUCCAACAGUGAAAAUGAUUUUGGAGAUGACUUAAUAAUGGAAUGGGCUAGGGACCACAAAAAUGAUUCACUGCAAAUAGUUUGUGGCUACCAUUCACUGGCAGUGCCUUCACGAGGAGAUAAAAUUCUUUUCCAGCCUCUAGAUCAUUUACAGGCGAUCGAGUACAUGCGUCCCUCUGUUUCAAGCCUUGGACUGUCAGAAGAGUAUCUUGAUUCCUUUGAUGCUGCAGAGGUAAACGCAAGGUUGGCAGCUGUCGAAGAGGCCCUGGCUCUCUCAACGUGGACAACGGCAACAAUUUGUCGUGUCCUUUCUCUUGAAACUAUCAUGGUACUGCUUGCUGGAGUAUUAUUAGAGAAGCAAGUUGUUGUAGCCUGCCCAAAUCUGGGUGUAUUGUCAGCUACUGUAUUAUCUCUCGUCCCAUUGAUUCAGCCAUUUCAGUGGCAGAGUUUAUUGCUUCCAGUUCUACCGGGAAGGAUGUUUGAUUUUCUCGAGGCACCUGUCCCUUUCCUUGUUGGUGUACACAGCAAUUCUGCUGAUGCGAAGAACAAGACGUCUAAUCUUAUUUUAGUUGAUGUUCUCAACGAUCAGGUGAAAACAUGUGAUUUGCCUGCAUUGCCUCGGUGUAGAGAACUCAUGGCUCAGCUGAGUCCAAUUCAUGCCACACUAGCACAUCAAAGCUCGUUUGCCAGAAGGAACCCGGUGAAUAAAUGCAAUGAAGUGCAGGACGAAGCGGCGAAGAAGCUUUUAACAGUGAUGAGGCAAUACAUGGAAUCUCUAUGUUCAGACUUGCGGUCUCAUACAAUAACCAGUGUUCAAUCUAACUCUGACAGGGUAUCUUUACUUCUCAAAGACAGCUUCAUCGAUUCAUUUCCAUGUAGAGACAGGCCGUUCAUUAAGAUGUUCGUAGACACGCAACUGUUUAGCGUACUGUCAGAUUCUCGUUUGUCAAGCUUCGAGAAUGGACAUGUCUAACGAUACACAUACACACCUGUAGAAGGAAGACUCGUAUCCAUCCAUCUAUACACCGAAGAGAAGGAACUCAAAAACUGGUGAAAGCCGAGGAGGAAAGGGGUAACAACUACUUUUUACCGUUGGAAAUUACCCCCACAAGCUAACGCAGGUUUUGUCCACUAUUAAAGAAUAUUAGGGUUGUUAGAAUAUUAGUUUGUUGAGCUUGUUAGUAUUUUUUAUUUUGUAUUUUAUAUUUUAUUUUUACUAUUUGAUCUUUCUAUAUAAAUAUUUUGUACCCCUUUUACUAUG
Tarenaya hassleriana is the source of this 4452-nucleotide messenger RNA. RefSeq lists its product as uncharacterized. Bases 751 to 4164 code for a protein of 1137 amino acids. NCBI's taxonomy places the organism in Eukaryota, Viridiplantae, Streptophyta, Magnoliopsida, Brassicales, Cleomaceae. The record is from RefSeq and is a predicted model, not a curated record. The transcript is spliced from 19 exons.